AUGACCGACCCCAUCCCUAAAUACCCGCUGUACGACUCAACCUACACCGCAUAUCGUCUGUCGCCUCUCUACCAUGGUGCAAACACAUUACUCGACGAGACUACACUUCGCAUGCAUGCGCGCCGGCUGCGCGACAUCCUGCGCGGCGAUAUUCUGCGCGGCGUUGACGUCGGCGCCGGCACCUCCGACGGCGCUUCCGGCAUAUUAGAGAGCUGUACCUGGGACCUGAUUGGGGACGAAGAAUCAUGGGAGACAUUACACCGGCAAGAUGCAGAAGCGCAAGAGGAUGAACAGCCCGGAGACCUCCUGGAUGCGCCAUCGCUCGAUCCCUCGGAAGCACGAGGCGUACACAUCGAGCUGCGCUACCAGAAGGCCAGCUACACUGCGCUGUUGCUGCGCAACCCAGAGGCUGAAGAUGUCCCAGCACCAAAAGGCUUCACAGCGCUGCCGCUCCUCCUCGUGCGAAUGCCCGUCGCGCUCCGCGACACCUUCACCUCCUACAUCGCCUCCACCUUCGACGCGCGCAUCGCCCCCAUGAAGCUACGCUCCCGCUUUCUCUCCUCAACCCUCGAGACAAUCCUCUCACACCUCUCCGUCGCAACCACCGCCUCGCCCCUCCCAUCCAUCCUCUCCCGGCUCCAACUCCAACUCUCCUUCCCCGCCGCCUGCCCCACCGCCGCCCUCCGCGCCCUCGACAUCACCCUCUCCCGCACCGACCUCCCCGCCUUCCUCACCCGCGGCACCGCGCUCCUACCUACCACCACAGACGACACCAACAACACCACCGCCACCACCACCACCACCAACAUCACCGGCCCCUUCACCGCCGCCCUCUCCCACUACCUCCAAUCCCACCUCGCCCUCUCCCUUGCCCACCCAGACGUCCACAUCUCCAAGCUCGCCCUGCCCCCGCUCCUCGCCCUCUCCGCUGCCGCCGCCGCCGCCGACAACAGCAACAGCAGCAACAGCGCCUCCCGCGUCAAACUCUUCUCCCCGCACACCGCUGCCGCCGCCGCGAUCGCCGCGCCCGAUUCCAGCGCCGUCUCGGUCGCUGCGCUCCGACGCGUGCUCGAUGCUUUUUAUGCGGCGCUGCUGCGCGCGGCGUGCGGGGCGCCGGUGGUGGAGGGCGUGGACGUGGGCGAGGGGAAGGAGAAGGCGGGGUUGGUGUUGAUGAAGGGGGAGGGGAAGGGGAAGGGGAAGGGGAGAGAGAAGGAGAAGGAGAAGGAGAAGGCGAGGAAGGCGACGACGAAGUCGUUGUCGUCUGCUAAGAAGGGAAAGAAGCGCGCGUUGGGCGAAGGGGACGCGAAUGUUGUUGUAGGUGGUGGUGGUGGGGGAGGCAGAAAAAAGGCCGACGCAUCUCCUGGAGGGAAAAAGCGGAGGCGGCGGCAGCAGCAACAGCAGCAGCAACGGAAGCGGAGCCAGGUCGGUGGGGAUGCCGCCGCCGCCGCCGAGGAGGAGGAGGAGAAGCAGCAGCAGCAGCAGCAGCAGCAGCAGCAGCAGCAGGGAGAAGAUUUUGAGCAUGGCAACGACGACAACACAGACGACGACGAGGAGGAGGAGGCGGCUGGCAGUUCGGCGUCGUCGUCGACGCUGCGGAAGAGGACUGCUGCUGCUGCUGCUGCUGCUCCUGCUACGACGGCUGCCCGCGGUGGCAGCACUGCUGCCGGGAGGUCGAGCGUGCCGCAGGAACCGCCGCCACCGUACGAGCUGCAUGACCCGGCGAUCGUGCGGUGA
Molecule: messenger RNA, 1734 nt
Organism: Diplodia corticola
Lineage: Eukaryota; Fungi; Ascomycota; Dothideomycetes; Botryosphaeriales; Botryosphaeriaceae
Product: siroheme synthase
Exons: 1
Coding region: 1-1734 (577 amino acids)
Source: RefSeq, a predicted model, not a curated record